UGGGCCUGAGCCAAACGUAGUAUGACGUCAUGACCUUAGUCAAAGGAUCAAAGGACCUACACAUUCCGAGAAAUCCCUUAUGUAAAGGGCCGCCUGCAUUCUGGACACACAUUAAGCAGAGACAAUCGAGCGAUUCACAACGAAUUUUCUUCUUCUGCAGACAAAACCAUUACAAUUAAAAUGUUACAUUUUGAUGUAAUUUUUUUUAAAAUCAACAUGCUGACCUCACUGAUCCAAUCCAAAAGGGAGUUGCAAUGGGACUGGGUUUUUUCAGGGGCUCGGAAAGAGCCCAGGGACUCUGAACUGGACAUGAAGAGGCUGAAAGAGCAGCUUCAGCAGAAGGACAGUGAAAUCGUGAAUGUACAACAGGAGAACAAGAUUCUGUUUGCAUGCCUUCACGAAGCUGAAGCUCUGUGGAAAGAGGCAAACGAGGAAAUCCUGAACCUGAAACAGGAGAACGAGACUCUGUCCGCCAAAGUUACAGGCCUUCAGAACGCCGAGGCUCUGUGGAAAGAGGCAAACGAGGAAAUCCUGAACCUGAAACAGGAGAACGAGACUCUGUCCGCCAAAGUCAAAUGCCUUCAGAACGCCGAGGCUCUGUGGAAUAAAGGAAAACAGGUAAUCCUGGACCUAGAACAGGAGAACAAUAUUCUGUUGGACGACUUUGUAGAGCUUCAGACAGACAAGAAUCUGUGGGAUGAGGAAAUCCUGGACCUGAAACAGGAGAACGAGACUCUGUCUGCCAAAGUUACAGGCCUUCAGAACACAGAGGCUCUGUGGAAUGAGGCAAAAGAGGAAAUCCUGGACCUGAAACAGGAGAACGAGACUCUGUCCGCCAAAGUUACAGGCCUUCAGAACGCCGAGGCUCUGUGGAAUGAGGCAAAAGAGGAAAUCCUGAACCUGAAACAGGAGAACGAGACUCUGUCCGCCAAAGUUACAGGCCUUCAGAACGCCGAGGCUCUGUGGAAUGAGGCAAAAGAGGAAAUCCUGGACCUGAAACAGGAGAACGAGACUCUGUCUGCCAAAGUUACAGGCCUUCAGAACACAGAGGCUCUGUGGAAUAAAGGAAAACAGGUAAUCCUGGACCUAGAACAGGAGAGCAAUAUUCUGUUGGACGACUUUGUAGAGCUUCAGACAGACAAGAAUCUGUGGGAUGAGGAAAUCCUGAACCUGAAACAGGAGAACGAGACUCUGUCCGCCAAAGUUACAGGCCUUCAGAACACAGAGGCUCUGUGGAAUGAGGCAAAAGAGGAAAUCCUGAACCUGAAACAAGAGAACGAGACUCUGUCCGCCAAAGUUACAGGCCUUCAGAACACAGAGGCUCUGUGGAAUGAGGCAAAAGAGGAAAUCCUGAACCUGAAACAGGAGAACGAGACUCUGUCCGCCAAAGUUACAGGCCUUCAGAACACAGAGGCUCUGUGGAAUGAGGCAAAAGAGGAAAUCCUUAACCUGAAACAGGAGAACGAGACUCUGUCCGCCAAAGUUACAGGCCUUCAGAACACAGAGGCUCUGUGGAAUGAGGCAAAAGAGGAAAUCCUGAACCUGAAACAAGAGAACGAGACUCUGUCCGCCAAAGUUACACGCCUUCAGAACGCCAAGGCUCUGUGGAAUGCAGCAGCACACAGAGACAAAGAAAAGAAAAAAUUAAAUGAAGAAAAACAUCUGGAGGAGGGAAAGAAAGGUCUGCAUGGACAGUAUCAGGAAUGUCAGAAUGUAAGUCAGGCAUUGCAAGAACUGACAGAAGUGCAGAAAGACAUUCAGGGGGAAAAGACUGACACAGCAGAGCUCAUAAAGACACAACAAGAGACAAUGAACCUGCUGGAAGUGCUGAAUUUGCAGUUCGGACAAUCAGACAUAGAUAAAGAUAGUAAUGAAAUAAAGAAGCUCCUAAAACAGAAAGUUAAAAUCGAAAAAAAACUGCUGAAAGCCAGAGAGAAAGAAUUAUACAAGCAGGUGAAAAAACAAUUAGAGGAAGAAAAAAAACGGCAGAAAAUUCGAGAGAAAGAAGCAAAAAAAGAGCAGAAAAGACGGGAAAAAGAGGCAAAGAAGCUGAAAAUGCAGGAACAGAAUGAGAACCGACGACGUGGCAUCUGCUCGUGGUUCUGCUGCUCAGGUCCGCCUGAGGAUUAAGCCUCCUCCUCCUCCUUAUUCUCUGCACUCUCCCUCUCUCCCCUCCUCUCUAUCUUUCCUUUCACCCCAGCCGGUCUCAGCAGAUGGCCGCCCCUCCCUGAGCCUGGUUCUGCUGGAGGUUUCCUCCUUUUGGAAGGGAGUUUUUCCUCCCCACUGUCGCCUAGUGCUUGCUCAUAGGGGAUCGUAUUCUGAUUGCUGGGAUCUUAUCUUUCCUCUCUUUUUUCUCUCCUACUCUCCUUCAUUUUUCCCCCUACUUCAGGUGUGUUGAAGCAGAGACACAUCUAAAAGUUGCAGGACACCAGACCUCAAGGCCUGGACUUGAGGAUCCCUGCCCAACCCUGCGGUCUUUUUUUGUAGACCGCAGGGUAAUUUUUGAUCUUAAGUUUGGAGCUGGAGCUAUGUCAGCCCAUAUGUAAAGGAUUACAUAGGAUAUAUGUAUAUAGGAUGUAGAUAAAAGAAUUUUUUUGUCUUUUUCUCACAUUACAUAUAGA
Molecule: messenger RNA, 2621 nt
Organism: Archocentrus centrarchus (flier cichlid)
Lineage: Eukaryota; Metazoa; Chordata; Actinopteri; Cichliformes; Cichlidae
Product: protein Daple-like
Exons: 1
Coding region: 181-2130 (649 amino acids)
Source: RefSeq, a predicted model, not a curated record